This is a messenger RNA of Ochlerotatus camptorhynchus, 10732 nucleotides long. It is a transcript of the gene sif, whose product is annotated as still life. The transcript is spliced from 18 exons. The record is from RefSeq and is a predicted model, not a curated record. Gene Ontology annotation, cellular component: membrane; synapse. NCBI's taxonomy places the organism in Eukaryota, Metazoa, Arthropoda, Insecta, Diptera, Culicidae. Gene Ontology annotation, molecular function: guanyl-nucleotide exchange factor activity; protein binding. Gene Ontology annotation, biological process: positive regulation of axonogenesis; small GTPase-mediated signal transduction; activation of GTPase activity. Bases 2287 to 8163 code for a protein of 1958 amino acids.
AUGGGCGUCAUGUCAUCGUCGUCAUGUAUUCGCGCUGUACACGGGUGCUUUCUCCAAAAAAUCAUCUACUUUUUCCCGAAAGUUUUAGUUUAAUAGUGAUCCUCCUGCAGUAACUAUUGCGUGUCACAUCACUGGACGUCGGACGCGUUUGUAGCAGAGUGCUUCGGGGGCAGUGCAGAAAAAAAGGAACUGUUAAUAUUCAUACUGGCUACUGACGGCUGUAGCAAGAAGGAUAGUGGGCUGGCAACAAGCAAACCAACGGCCCCACUGGCAGCGCCCCCGGGGAAGAGUGAGAUAUUGGUUCGUUUCGAGUUUUUCGGAUCCAGCAGUAGUUACGCGGAAUACGCGGUCGUCUCGUGCGUUCAUUGCGGAGGAUCUUCUCGUGAACGUUUGUGUCUGCCUUGUGAAAAAAAGAGAUUCUUAAAUUAUUCGGUUGUUGGACGUGAAGAUUUUUUUUUGCCGUAAGAUUUGUCGUUGAAGGUGCGAGAUUAACCAGGCGAGCUUGCGAGGUGCUUCAAAGUUCUUACAAAUCACCGUAUAGAGGAUCCUAAGAAGUAAAGCUAGUAGGACGAAAAUAUAUGUAUAGGAAAACAUACACUCACUGCCUGGCGCCUAGCGAAGGAUAAUACUCUACGCUGUGGUACUUAUAUAGCAAACAACACAGUCAGUGUGACGAAAGCAGUCGAAAAAAAAAACGUACACAAAGGAUCUGAAGCGCCCAGAUUUCCAACCAGGACAGGGAGGAACGAGGAACGAACUAUUUUCGCCAUCCUUCCCGAAAACGAAAACAAGCUGUUUGCCACCAGCAGUAGCAGCAACAGCAAACGCGCUAAGGGAGCUUUUAUGUAAUUGUUGAAAACACCAAUCUUCUCGUGCUGCUGCAGUGCGAGCUUUCCUGGACCACAUUUUCGAGGAUAAAUAUCGAAAUCUACAUAGUGUUAGCGUCGCGCGAAAGUGUUAAAAAAACGGGAAUAUUUGCGGAUUUCUGUUGCUGCCAUAAAACGAAGAUGCAAAAUUGAAGUGAUUCCGAGCGGAAAGUGAACGACGACGGUGGAAGAAACAGAAGUGGUCCAAGCUUCAAGGAUGCUGACGGCAGCAAUAGAAUCAAUCCAACAGCGAUGAUGACGAUGAUCCAGAUGACGAUGAUGACGACAACGCCAGGGCUUGGAACGAGUGCGACGAAUGUGUGCAAAUCUCUGUGCGAUUCGCAAAUAUAGAAGGCAAAAGAUAAUUGUUAAAAUAAAUAGAGAGAUUUCAGUGAGUGUGUCCUGAAGAGGCUUCCCGUCCCGAGGUUCGUUUCGAUUUCUGUUUGGUCGCAAGUUUUACCUGACCGAUCGAAGAAACGGGUGUAGUGCGAAGAAUUGCGAUUCUAUAAAGAAGAAGGCUUUUUGAUUUAUUUUGCGCUUAAGGAAAGUAGAAGAAAAAGUUUUAUCCCUUGCGAAGAAACGACAAAGUUGAGGAUACAGAUAGUAGCAGGAAGAAGAUCGGGAAGAGUAUGUGAUGAGCUGUGAAAAAGGGUGGCAUGAAUAGCUGGCAAGUGAUAUUAUACAAUACUUAUCCGUUACUUCGUGAUAGGCCUAGUGGUGCAAAGCGUGGUUGCACCUUCAGUGAUAGUGGUGCUAGUGAUUAUAUAAAUAGCAGUUGCCUGGAGCAGAAGCUCCGUAGACGGCACCAUCGCAGACGUCGACGACUACGGCUGGCCAACGACGGAAGAACCACGCUCUCGCUGAACCAGUUCCCCGUGGAGUCCCCCAACAGUCAGCGCUCAUUCUGGCAGCGUUACAGCAAACUCAGAGCCAGCAAAAAUCACAUCCGGAGCAGGAUAAGUCGUGUAACGGUAGUGCCUACAAGCCAGCAAACACCAGUAACGGUGCUGCCCUCGUCGAAGUUAGUGAAGGAGGCAACCACAGCAGCGAUCACAAAAACACCUUACUACUACACUGCUGCUGUGUGAUCGUACAAAUUACCCCAGUAGCCCCCGGGCGCAGCCACGUGACGACGACGGCUUCGUCCGCCAAAAAGCCCAGCUCAGGCGGUGACGAUGGCGGAAGUGGAGGGUUAGCCACUGGUACUAGCGGGCGCACUCCUGUCUGUCGCUGUAAUACGCAAUACAAACUAUCGGAUCUGAAAGCUCUGCAGCAACUCCAACAGCAGCAGCAACAGCAGGGUGCCAACGCUAACACCAAUGUCUCUUCCUCUAACACUGCCAUCAGUGGCACCGUCCCCGGUAGCAGUGGUACUUCCGGAGGCCAUCAUCACCACCAUCCCCCAAUCGCCGCAACCACCAUGCAGCACCAUCCUCAUGUCAGCGGUGCCGCGCAGAAACAGAGCCAAGAGUUAACGAACGAGGAACUGAUCAAGUACCUCCAGCAAAUAAACGCCGACAUCAAGUGGAUCGAGCAGCUAAAACAAUACAAAUACGAAAUCGAGAAAUUCUCCCACACUGACAAGACUGAUGCCCGUAACAUCAAACAGCAACAUCAACAACAACAACAACUCGUCAAUGGCCACAUCGUUGGUCCACCUUCAAAACCCAAGCCGGACACCGGUGUUGCUCCGGUCCCUUCUUCAACCCAGCAAACCGGUGCCAUCUCCAAAAGCGAAUGUUUCGACCGUAGUCUCAAGCAGCGGCACUCUUCUCGUUCGGUAGACGAACGCACUGCUCGCCGCGAUGACGAAGAUUACCCCAAAGAAGGCGGUCAUCAGCGACACUCUUCCGGUCCCAGUGAUCUCCAACUGCUCAAAACUGACAUUUCCGAAUGGCUGCUCAAUCUGCCGCUCAAACGAAGCGUCGAAUUCCUACAAAAGGCAAAAUCCGCUCAGCUCAAGUUCGAAAAAGAAAAACAGGAGCAACAAUCCCUACAAUACUCCAAGAAACCACUACAGAGGCAAUCCUCCGGAGGCACUUCCGAACGCACCAUUCAUCGCCAGCACUCCGGAGGCGCAGCCACUGAAAUCUCCCUCAGUCGGAACGACAUUCUUGAUUGGCUUAAAAAGCAGCAAAUCUUCAGCAAAGUUAACGAGGAGGCUGGGGCUCCAAAAAAAUUCAAAGAAAAAGAGGAAAUCCCUCUGCAACACUUUGAACCCCCGAAACCCGCACAGCAAAAAUCCAGUGGUGCUAAACUGCAGAAGCGACACUCGCUCGGGCCUAACGAAGAGUUCUUCCAUCACAAAAGUACCACCGAAUGGAUCCAGUAUCCACUGAAGCAGCUCAAGAAACAUACCUUCGAUGCCGCGGCGGCACAAAGUAGCUGUACCGACAUUCGCCGCAAAGACCGGGAGCGCAGUGAACACUCGCAUCAUCAUCAUCGGGAACGCAAACUGCGACAUUCUGCCAGUGAGGUUGUGACUUCUUCCCACAUGGAUCAUCCACCCACCCGUGUUGCUCCCCAAAAACCCGAACGAACCUUCCGCUAUCAAUUAAAGGACCGUGAACCCCGUUCCCAAUUCAUCCCUGCUCAACCCCCACAACAAUACCCUCAACCUUCAACCUCCACCACAAUCGCAACCACCGCCGCACCCAAACACACUCGCCGCGAACGUACCCGUCGUAACAAAACCCAACGCUCGGCCACCGUCAGCGACAUCAACCACAUCAACAAACAACCCCCCCAACAGCAUCCGCCUCAACCCGCACCACGAUCCACUGAGCGCAGUCAGUCCCUAUCGAAAUGCACCGAUCCCUUUUGUUCGGCUCAGUCCCUCUGCAAUGACCCCAACUGCUACAUGUACGACUACUACGACACCCCCCGUUGCACCUCCCUCCCUCGAGUCAAAACCACUACUACUCCUCCAGCCACCUCCAAGUGCGGCCCACUGUGCUACGAGUGCAAUAACAAAUGCAACUCCCUACCCCGCUGCACCGAUGCCCGCUGUACGGCCUUCGCUGCACCGACACAUUCCGCCUCAGCGCAAAAGAUCAAAAGCAAUUCACUGCCACGAAACGCCGAAAUGGCACAAAAGCGGCUAUCCCGCGAGGAUUCACGCAGUUCUCUGCCUCGAUCGCGAGCCAAAAAACGAUCCGCCUCUAGCGGGAACGGCAAGCUGACCAAGUCCGUCUCAGCGGCAUCGCUCAACUCGCGACGAAGACGCAACAAAACGGUUCACUUCGGCGAGAAUCUGCUGCGAGAAGUCUGCCAGAACCGGAAACUUAUUCAACCGCUGCAACAACCAACACCCUCCGGAGCUGCACCGCUGCAGCCGAACAUCCAAAUGCUGUACAACUUUGUCGAGGGGGUUCUCAGUGCCUGGGUGGACGACGAGGACGAACACAACAAGUCCGGCCCAGAUUCGGAACCGGAACGUGGCGCGGUGAUGAAGCCGAUGCAUCGCUGUAACCGGAUACGGUUCCAAACGAUCAAACGGGUAGUGAACGAAGCGGCCGAACUGAAGGGUUCGUCCAAGUUGGGCAACUCACGGUACCGACAUCGGCACUGGCGCGGAACGGCCAAGGAUUGCAACGAGCGGUUCCUGCGAAAGAUUUCCGACGAUGAUCGUAUGAGCCUGACGACGGCCGUGUCAGAUGAGGACGACGGGGAAAGCGUGAUGGCAUCACCGUACAAAGCGAAAACCACUGGCACCGCCGCAGCGUCGUUCAACUGUACCGGAGCGGUUCGGAAAGCGGGAUUCCUUUCGGUCAAGAAAUGGCUCCUGCGCAAGAAGCACCAGAUCGAGCUGGCCCGCAAGCGCGGCUGGAAGGGCUACUGGGUCUGUCUGAAAGGUACCACCCUGUUGUUCUAUCCAUGCGAUUCGCGCGAGGGCCGCUCGGUCGAGGCUGCCCCGAAGCACCUGAUCAUAGUUGACGGUGCCAUCAUGCAGCCGAUCCCGGAGCACCCGAAGCGGGACUACAUCUUCUGUCUGAGCACGGCGUUCGGCGAUGCGUACCUCUUCCAGGCGCCCUGCCAGGUCGAACUGGAGAACUGGGUCAACAGUAUACAUAGUGCCUGUGCUGCAGCGUUUGCAAGACAUCGUGGUAAGACUGGUACCCUGCACUUAUUACAGGAGGAGAUUUUCCGUUUAGAAAAAGCAAUAGAAUCGGAUCACAAACUGAAACAUAUGGCUGAUUUGCAGCAAAGCGUGGUCACCGAUAAUGACACGCGUCACCAGAUUCAGCAGCAGAUUCUUCAGUGGGAGGAAAAUCUCGAGCGGCUACAUUGCGAACAGUUCCGCCUGCGGUGCUACAUGUCAUCGCUGCAGAACGGAGAGCUUCCGAAUCCUAAGUCUCUCCUAACGCACGUGUCGCGUCCCACGAAGAACACACUGAACAAACUGGGCGUCUUUACGGUCUCCUCGUUCCAUGCGUUCAUCUGUGCUCGGUCACCGUCGCUGUUGAACAAUCUGCUCGCAGGACGUGGAGCCACCAAGCGGCGUCCACCGAUCUUGUCGCGUUCGAACAGUGGCUCCAGUCGUCGGUCGAUGCAGAUGAACACCCGUGACGAGCAGGAAAAGUCCUACAAGGUGGCCCUGCCAGAGAACUCGGCGGCUACGGUGUACCUACGUGAGGGUAUGUCGGUGGAGGAAUUCCUGGCCAGUGCCUGCCAGCGCAAGAAUCUCAACCCGAUGGAGCACUUUGUGCGAGUCAAGAAGCGUCGCGAAAUGGAAGAUCACAACUACUUUGUUCCUCAUAGAAAUGAUCUGAUCGAAACAUAUCUACAUACUCACGAAAUGGUUGAGGUUUGCGCAAAAAUUUUGUAUCAAGUAGAACUACAACGAACCACCCUGGAGCAAAUGUGGGGAUUCUCGGUCGAAGCCGAACUGAUUGAGAAUGCCGAUCGGCAGGAUGAACUCUGCUGCUACGUCAGCCGCGUCGAAGACAAGAGCUUGGCUAUACUGAAUGGAGUCAUCAAGGGUGAUGAAAUAAUUGUGAUAAACGGCGCAAUCGUCUCGGAUCUGGACAUGAUGUACUUGGAAAGCGUGCUCCAAGAAGAACAAGCCUUAUGCAUGAUGAUGAGAUCAUCACGUACAGAACCACCGGACCUAGUCGGAAUCAUGCGGUCAACAGACGAUAUAAUCGAGUCACUGGUGUGCCCUCCGCCGCCAUCUGAUCCACCGGUAAUCAGCGAGGAAAUGAUCUCCGGACUUAUCGUUCCUGCUCCCGGUUGGCGACGCUCGUGUAUUUCAGGCAAAGAGGUCUACUCGCCAGAAAUCGAGAGCUCCCCGGUACCAUCCGCCAAUGAUCCGCACAUGGACCGCUCGAAGCAAUCCUCCCGUACGAACAGUUUCGAGAUCGAAAAUCUGCUCAAAUCAGCCGAACAGGUCACCGGUUUCUGCCGGUCCCCGCAGGAAACUCGCAAAUCUAGCCCAACCGGCUCGGUUGCCUCGUCGGUAUCGAACGCCAUGCUUACCCCAUCACGUCAGCUGACCGACGCGGAGAAGCUGCGCAAGGUCAUACUCGAGCUGGUCGACACGGAGAAAACCUACGUUAAGCACCUGAACAACUUGCUCGAGUACUACUUGGAACCCCUGAAGCGUGAAACAUUCCUAUCAAACGCCGAGAUCACUGCACUGUUUGGAAACAUUCAGGAGAUUGUUACAUUCCAGCGGCAGUUCUUAAAUAACCUGGAGGAAGCCCUUGACCUAGAACCGGAAUUCCACCAACUGGAGCAUCCUAGUCAAUUUAAGAAUGUCCUAUUUGCCAUCGGGUCAGCUUUCCUAUACUACGUGAACCACUUCAAGCUGUAUUCCUCCUUCUGCGCUAGUCACAGCAAAGCGCAGAAGGUUCUACAUCCAAAUGAAGGCAAUCAAGCCCUCCAGGAGUUCCUGGUCGCUCGCAAUCCAAAGCAACAGCACAGCAGUACCUUGGAGUCGUUCCUCAUUAAACCGAUUCAGCGUAUCCUCAAGUAUCCGUUACUGCUGCAGCAGCUCCGCAACCUAACCGACCCGAACGCAGCCGAACAUCUGCACCUGGUCGAGGCGCUCAAAGGCAUGGAAAAGGUCGCCGAGCACAUCAACGAAAUGCAACGAAUCCACGAAGAGUACGGUGCCAUCUUCGAUCACCUGUUCCGUCAGCACCAGAAGUCCUGCAAACAGCCGAUCGACCUCAGUCCGGGUAAGAUGGCUCACGCUGCCGAUCUCUGGGUGGAUGGAUCUGUUAACUUUUGUUCCCAUGCAGGUGAUCUGCUGUACUAUGGAGGCGUCGAGUGGUUGAACAUCUCCGACUUCCUGGGAAAAAUCAAGAAGGGCCUCGAGCUGCACGCCAUGUGCUUCGUGUUCAAGUCGGCCGUAGUGUUCCUGUGCAAGGAACGGUUGCGCCAGAAGAAGAAGCUCAUGGGUGUCUCCAGCAAGAACGCCACCAACGAAGUGGAAAUAAUCCGCUAUCAGGUGCUGAUUCCGGUGACCGAAGUGCAGGUGCGCGCUUCCUCCGCCAAGGACAUGGACUCACACUUCCUCUGGGAGUUGAUCCAUCUCAGAUCGCAACUACAACGAAGAUCGGAAAAAGUCUACGUGCUUUCGAAUAGCACCGGCGAUUUCCGCAACGCAUUCCUGAAAACGAUUCGGCAGAUCAUCCGCGAAAGUGUCCGCAACAUGUCGAUCCCGUCGCUGAAGGGCCUGGGCGGUAGCAUGAAUUCGAUGACCGGCAUCGGUAUCUCAUCCGGUAACUCACAGACCUUGGAGCGUCCAAAGCAACAGCAGCCACAGAUAAUGCAGGGUUCGCAAACUCUCGGCAAACCGAAGAAGUCCAAGAUCAACCAACGUCACUCGUCCGGAAACAUCGACUACGAUAACACCACAUCCGGCAGCCAGGAGGCCGAUGAUCCACCAGUGCCACAGUACAGCGGACAGUUCCGCAUGCGAAGCAAAACCGUUGGAGACGUUGGAGAACAAGUGGCCGCUUGCAGACGUAACAUGAGCGAGCGUGAACCCGAGAAGGCAGAUCCUGGAACCAAGUCCGAAGGCGAAGACGACUCACAGCAGGGCUCAGUGAAACCCAAAUCAUCUCUUGGUAAGACGCCGAACCAUCUGACCUUGAGCACCACAUCGACCCUUUCCGUCAGUAGUACCGGCAGCCAGGCCCGUCUGAUCCAGUCGUCCCACCCGCCAGCCACGUACCAUCCGGUGCUGAUGAAGGACCUAGGAUCCCCGGUGUGGAAGCCUAGAGACAUGAUUAGUUUAGGUGAUGCCCAGUCGACUUCGACCGCACGUAAAGAUGAUUCAAACAAGUAAACAGAUUUAAGCACUAGCAAGCAAGCAAGCAAGCAAACGACAUAUAUGUAUGUAAACAAACAAAAAAUACACACACAUACACACACACAAAGUAGGCAGAGAAAGGGCAACGCGGCUGAUUCGGCGCCAGAAAUACCCCAAAGUGUUGGAAAAGAAAACAAACAAUCCGUGGUCGCUACCGAGGGGCCUUUUGUCUGGCUAUGUGGGAGUGUUUUGAAACUUGCUGCCGAAUAAUCUUACCAAGUUUGAGGGAAAAGGAAAUCUGUUUCGAAAUUUUAUUCACUCUUGACACAGUUGUUUCUGAGCAUUUCGAAAAAACCGAACCCGGUUCGCCGGCCAAGUGGAAGAAAGACAAUUGUUUAUUGUUAUAUGAAAUUUUUCGCAUCAUAUGACUGAGCGAGACGGAGCGUAACAAAACAAACAUGUGGAAAAUUUCAAAUUCUAGUAAAGCAAGUAAAUAAUAAAACAAAUUCUAUGGAUGAUAUUAGUAAAACAAAAGUGAAUUUUUAUGAGAGCAGAGCAAAACUUAGUGAUAGUUUCUUAUUGCAAGAGAUAGUUAAGGAUGAGCAAGUUUAUGAUUAUUAUUACUAUUAUAAUUAUAAUUACAAGAAAGAAAAAGACCCGAUGACAGAUAAUGAUAACCACAGAGACACACUCACACAAUGACAGAAAUCGUAGCAUAAUGAUUCGUACACUUGAAUGUCAGUUAAAAUAUGUAUUCUCGAGAGACAGAUCUGAUAAUGAGAGCGAAAGAUGACACUGUUUAUUUUACUUUGUAUUUCUGAUACUUUUUAAACAUUCAGAAAAGUAAAACAAGAAGUAAUUGCAGCUAUAUUAGCAGUAACCGAACUUUUACCGCUAAUGUUAAGAACGAUGACAGAUGUCAGUAUUUGAUUGUGAAUUCCUACACCUUUGAUUUUGAGAGUCGUAAAAAUCGUUAGAAAAAUAAAUGAAUGCAGUUAUAAGUAAUAACUUAAAACCUACAAGAAAGGGAAUUGAAUUUUAUAUAUUGUAUAAUCGAUUGGACACGUUUGAGCCCAUUUAACGAGUUUGGCUAUCUCCUAAAGUGGUCAAGAAAUAUUGAGUUUAGUGAAAGUCAAACCAACCCAUUUUUGUGUUGCCACUCUUGAUCAAAAAUGAGGAAAGCAGAAAAUUCGAUAAUCACUAUCAAUUAAACUAGUUAAUUAAAGGUAUUCCUAAAUUGGUUCACGAAUUUUUCUAUAAACCUAGUGAUUUUAGAUACAAUUGAAAGUAAACAAUAAGAGCAAACGAAAAAAAAACACGUAUACCUUUACCAACAGAGAACUAGAGUUCCCCUGGCAAAAAUUUCAAAAUUUUAUUUGAAAUUUUUAAUCACUAACCAAACUUCUACACUUAAAAAAGUCAAACUACUUUCCAAUCACACCAGGCCAAGGGUGACAGCACAUGGCUCAAAACGAAAAAAAAAAGUUUAAGUAAAAAUAAACACAAAACAAAACACUUAAAAGUAAAAUUUAGGAAAAGUCUUGCAAUCCGCAGAAGAAGAAAAAAUCAUAAACUAUAGUUAAAAUACGUAUAUUUCCUUUUACAUAAAAAAAAGUAAACUAAAACAAGUAACAAAAACAGACAACUGCACGCGUUCUUUCCCUCACAGAAGUAUUUAUAAAAAUAUACAUACAAAACAAAUUGAAACAUUAUUAAAAUUUAAUAAGAAAAACUCAAACGAAAAAUCGACAAAAACAAUUGAGAAAAUUCCACGACAACCAUCUUUUAAAGACAAAGAAGAAGAAGAAGAAGAAAAAUAAGAAGAGGAAGCGGCAACACUCAAGCAGCAGUAACGUUUAAAACGGAGGAAAACGAUGUGUAUUAGAAUUAUGCAAUUGAAAAUUUUGACGAUAGUUUUAGUUAUAGCAAUCCCUAAUUUUACCUCUGAUUUUUGAUAAUUACUAAUAUGAGAAAAUGAUAAAUAAUCUGAAAGCGGGCACUUAAAGCAAAGCCUUGUCUAUUUUCGAUUGAUUUUGUACUAAGUCAAUACUUUCUCCAAAGAGAACCAAACCCAACUACAUUAUCAACACAGAAACACACACACACACAUACACCCCCCGCAAACGAACCUGACUGCUGACUUUCCCCACCUUCGCCCGUCGAAGGUGAAGCAAAUCAAGCAAGCAGCCCAAGAUUGCGCUAGGAAUAACACAAUGAUCGAAAAACUUUCUUAUAAGAAAAACGAAGGAAAAAGACAAAUUACCACGAAAAAAAAAUUGUUACCCAAUCAAUAAUCUAUGGUUAUCAUACACAGAAGAAGAAAAAUUAUAAACAAAAAUAAACUAUAAUUAAUUCAGUGGUUCUUUAUAUGAAGAAAACACAAAAUCACAUUCAAAAAGUGAAACACAAGAAACGAACAAACAAAGCAAGGAUCUUCAUAAAGUCACCACAAUCCUUCUUUUUCGCGAUAAAAUGAAGAAGAAAAAUCACACAUACACAUAAACACCUAAACACAAAUUACACACGAGUAAAAAUUUAACUAAAUCAACAAAGAAAAACUAAAAAGAAAACUAGACACGUAUAGCCACUCACUACUUAAGAGAGA